Molecule: messenger RNA, 1452 nt
Organism: Ostreococcus lucimarinus CCE9901
Lineage: Eukaryota; Viridiplantae; Chlorophyta; Mamiellophyceae; Mamiellales; Bathycoccaceae
Exons: 1
Coding region: 1-1452 (483 amino acids)
Biological process (GO): phosphatidylinositol metabolic process
Molecular function (GO): phosphatidylinositol kinase activity
Source: RefSeq, a predicted model, not a curated record
AUGAAGCGCCUGAACGUCGGACGGGCGAGUCGGCGCACGAAACAAAUGCGAAGACUGUGGACAAAGGUGCACCGCGGCAACCGGUUGGGGACGGCGGACGGCGACGUGCUGACGAAUCAUCUCGGAUUGUGCCUCCAGUUGGCGUUCACGGCGCAAAGUAGGGGUGCAAGUGGUGACGCUAGCGGUGGUGGUGAGGCGGCGGAGGAAACGGUGAAGCGGGAAGUGUAUGCGGUGAAGAAGAUGGAGAUGGCGAACGGGGAGCUGCUGCCGAAUUUCUCGUACACGGUGGAGGCGCCGAAGAAGUUCGAGGAGUUGAGGUUGUUGUGGGGAAUGGAUGCGCACUCGUACAGGAGUGCGUUCGCGAUUCCGGAUGUAAGGACGGUUUGUGAUGACGUACAGACUCAGAACGGCGAGAUCCGCGGGAACAUGCGCACGGAAACUGGGAAGUUGGAGGCGACGUCGACGUCGUUGCGGGUGAUUUCGCAGGCGCUCGCGAGCGGCAAGUCGAGGAGUUGGUUCUUUUGUAGCGAAGACGGCACACUGCUGGUGAAGACGUGCAACGUAGCGGAAAAACGGACGCUACUGAAAAUGUUGCCUGAAUACACUGAGUACGUGAGAGAAAACAGCACGGUGAGCAUGCUGCCGCAAUUUUAUGGAUUGUACACGAUUAAAUUCAACGGCACGCGGCCGUUGUCCUUCAUCGUAAUGAAUUAUUGGUUCGCGUCGACGAAAAUCAUUCAGAAGAGGUUUGAUCUCAAAGGUAGCACGUUCGGUCGGCGCGCAAGCGCGCGCGAGCUCGCCAAGGGCUCGGUGUGUAUUUAUAAAGACAACGAUUUUCGCGAGGAGGACGCCGUGCACACGCGACAUUCGCAAAAUAUUUGCGACGUAUUGAAGAAGGACAGCGAGUUUCUUGCCAAGAGAAAUCUCAUAGACUAUUCACUAGUAUUCGGCGAGUACCAAGCGGUGACGCCAACAGAUAUUUUCGAGGCUAACAAGGCGUUUGAAGAGUUUGAGACGGAUCAUGCGGAUUGGAAGGACCAGCGCGCCGCCGCCGUCGCCGUCGCCGAAUCCGACGAAGGCAAGAGCGACACGAAUAGCUUGGCGGACAGCGAUGCCGUAUCCGAAAAAAGCGAAGAGUUCUUGAUGUUGGAAAAAGCCUCGAUGUUCACUCCAUUCUUGCACGACGUCGCGCGCUUGAACCAGUUGCGCAUGGUGAACAAACCCAAGGGCGCGGUGUUUUGCGGCAUCAUCGACAUCUUGACUGAGUGGGGACCGAGGAAGAAGUUGGAGCGAUUUUUCACCAGCCAAAUUUGCUGCGGUCGGGACGUUUCGUGUCAACGACCCGAUGUCUACGCGAAGCGAUUCAGCGCUUUCAUGAAUCAGAAUGUCUUCCUCCCCGCGAUUGAGCGCGCAACUGCAGACGACGUCGGGUUCACGCUCGCGGAGCGCUGA